Camarhynchus parvulus is the source of this 3628-nucleotide messenger RNA. RefSeq names its product exportin 7 (gene XPO7). The transcript has 28 exons. Gene Ontology annotation, biological process: protein export from nucleus. The record is from RefSeq and is a predicted model, not a curated record. Lineage: Eukaryota; Metazoa; Chordata; Aves; Passeriformes; Thraupidae. Gene Ontology annotation, cellular component: nuclear pore; cytoplasm. Gene Ontology annotation, molecular function: small GTPase binding; nuclear export signal receptor activity.
UGCGCGGUGCGGGCGGCGGCGCGGGGGGACGCGGUGGCGCCGGGCCCGGCGCAGGCGGGGGGUGGAGGCGCGAGCGGAGCAUGAAUGGGGCAAGAUGGCGGAUCAUGUGCAGAGCCUGGCCCAGCUGGAGAACCUGUGCAAGCAGCUCUAUGAGACCACGGACACGGGCACGCGCCUGCAGGCCGAGAAGGCCCUGGUGGAGUUCACCAACAGCCCCGACUGCCUGAGCAAGUGCCAGCUGCUCCUCGAGAGAGGCAGCUCCUCCUACUCCCAGUUGCUGGCGGCCACCUGCCUUACCAAACUGGUGUCGCGCACAAACAACCCGCUGCCGCUGGAGCAGCGCAUCGACAUCCGGAAUUAUGUGCUGAACUACCUGGCCACGAGGCCGAAGCUGGCGACGUUCGUGACGCAGGCGCUGAUCCAGCUCUACGCCAGGAUCACCAAGCUGGGCUGGUUCGACUGCCAGAAGGACGAGUACGUCUUCAGGAACGUCAUCAACGACGUCACCCGCUUCCUGCAGGACAGUGUAGAGCACUGCAUCAUAGGAGUGACAAUCCUGUCCCAACUAACGAAUGAAAUUAAUCAAGUAAGUGCUACAGCCUUCCUCAGUGAAGCGGACACCACCCACCCCCUGACCAAGCACAGGAAAAUCGCCUCUUCCUUCCGAGAUUCCUCUUUAUUUGAUAUUUUCACCCUGUCCUGCAGUUUACUGAAACAGGCUUCUGGGAAGAACCUGAACCUGAACGAUGAGAGCCAGCACGGGCUGCUGAUGCAGCUCCUCAAGCUCACCCACAACUGCCUGAACUUCGAUUUCAUCGGCACCUCCACGGACGAGUCCUCGGAUGAUCUUUGCACUGUGCAGAUCCCAACCAGUUGGAGAUCAGCAUUCUUGGAUUCUUCGACCCUUCAGUUGUUUUUUGAUCUUUAUCAUUCCAUCCCUCCUUCAUUUUCUCCUCUGGUUUUAUCCUGCUUGGUGCAGAUCGCCUCCGUGCGCCGCUCCCUCUUCAACAACGCCGAGAGGGCAAAGUUCUUAUCUCACCUGGUGGAUGGAGUGAAACGGAUACUGGAAAACCCCCAGAGUUUGUCAGACCCCAACAAUUACCACGAGUUCUGCCGGCUGCUGGCCCGGUUGAAAAGCAAUUACCAACUGGGAGAACUGGUGAAGGUGGAGAACUACCCCGAGGUGAUCCGGCUCAUCGCCAACUUCACCGUCACCAGCCUGCAGCACUGGGAGUUCGCUCCCAACAGCGUGCACUACCUGCUGAGCCUGUGGCAGCGCCUGGCCGCGUCCGUGCCCUACGUGAAGGCCACGGAGCCGCACAUGCUGGAGACCUACACGCCCGAGGUGACCAAAGCCUACAUCACCUCCCGCCUGGAAUCCGUGCACAUCAUCCUCAGGGAUGGCCUGGAGGACCCUCUGGAGGACACGGGGCUGGUGCAGCAGCAGCUGGACCAGCUGUCCACCAUCGGGCGCUGCUAGUACGAGAAGACGUGCGCGCUGCUGGUGCAGCUCUUCGACCAGGCCGCCCAGUCCUACCAGGAGCUGCUGCAGAGCGCCAGCGCCAGCCCCAUGGACCUGGCCGUGCAGGAAGGGCGGCUGACGUGGCUGGUGUACAUCAUCGGCGCCGUCAUCGGCGGCCGCGUGUCCUUCGCCAGCACGGACGAGCAGGACGCCAUGGACGGCGAGCUGGUCUGCAGGGUGCUGCAGCUGAUGAACCUGACGGACUCGCGCCUGGCUCAGGCGGGCAAUGAGAAGCUGGAGCUGGCCAUGCUCAGCUUCUUCGAGCAGUUCCGCAAGAUCUACAUCGGGGACCAGGUGCAGAAGUCUUCCAAGCUGUACCGGAGGCUCUCGGAGGUGCUGGGGCUGAAUGACGAGACCAUGGUGCUGAGCGUGUUCAUCGGGAAGAUCAUCACCAACCUGAAGUACUGGGGCCGCUGUGAGCCGAUCACCUCCAAGACCCUGCAGCUGCUCAACGACCUCUCCAUUGGGUACAGCAGCGUGCGGAAGCUGGUGAAGCUCAGCGCCGUGCAGUUCAUGCUGAACAAUCACACGAGCGAGCACUUUUCCUUCCUGGGAAUCAACAACCAGUCCAACCUGACGGACAUGCGCUGCCGGACCACGUUCUACACGGCCCUGGGACGGCUCCUCAUGGUGGAUUUAGGGGAGGACGAGGAUCAGUACGAGCAGUUCAUGCUGCCCCUCACCGCUGCCUUCGAGACCGUGGCUCAGAUGUUCAGCACCAACUCCUUCAACGAGCAGGAGGCCAAGCGCACGCUGGUGGGGCUGGUGCGGGACCUGCGGGGCAUCGCCUUCGCCUUCAACGCCAAGACCAGCUUCAUGAUGCUCUUCGAGUGGAUUUACCCCUCGUACAUGCCCAUCCUGCAGCGAGCCAUCGAGCUCUGGUACCACGACCCCGCCUGCACCACGCCCGUCCUCAAGCUCAUGGCCGAGCUGGUCCACAACAGGUCCCAACGGCUGCAGUUCGAUGUCUCCUCUCCCAACGGGAUCCUGCUUUUCCGGGAGACCAGCAAGAUGAUCACGACCUACGGGAAUCGCAUCCUGACGCUGGGCGAGGUGCCCAAGGACCAGGUGUACGCGCUGAAGCUGAAGGGAAUCUCCAUCUGCUUCUCCAUGCUGAAGGCGGCGCUCAGCGGCAGCUACGUCAACUUCGGCGUCUUCCGGCUCUACGGGGACGACGCGCUGGACAACGCCCUGCAGACCUUCAUCAAACUGCUGCUCUCCAUCCCCCACAGCGACCUGCUGGAUUAUCCCAAGCUCAGCCAAUCCUACUAUUCCCUGCUGGAAGUGCUCACCCAGGACCACAUGAACUUCAUUGCCAGCCUGGAGCCCCACGUCAUCAUGUACAUCCUGUCCUCCAUCUCCGAGGGCCUCACCGCGCUGGACACCAUGGUGUGCACGGGCUGCUGCUCCUGCCUGGACCACAUCGUCACCUACCUGUUCAAGCAGCUCUCGCGCAGCACCAAGAAGAGAUCGACGCCUCUGGCCCAGGAGAGCGAUCGCUUCCUGCACAUCAUGCAGCAGCACCCCGAGAUGAUCCAGCAGAUGCUCUCGACGGUGCUGAACAUCAUCAUCUUCGAGGACUGCCGGAACCAGUGGUCCAUGUCCCGGCCCCUGCUCGGCCUCAUCCUGCUCAACGAGAAGUACUUCUCGGACCUGAGGAACAGCAUCGUGAACAGCCAGCCCCCGGAGAAGCAGCAGGCCAUGCACCUGUGCUUCGAGAACCUCAUGGAGGGCAUCGAGCGCAACCUGCUCACCAAGAACCGCGACAGGUUCACCCAGAACCUGUCGGCGUUCCGGAGGGAGGUCAACGACUCCAUGAAGAACUCGAGCUACGGCGUCAACAGCAACGACAUGAUGAGCUGACAGCUGGCGAGCUGAGCCCGGCCCCGCGCGGUGCCAGGGCCCCGGGAGGAGCGAGCAGCAGGUGGAGCUCACCUGGGCAGGUGUUUUCCCGUGGGAAGGGCAGAAUCCAGGUGCAGGAAUUCCAAGGUGUCUGUGUCUCUCUUUUUCCUUCCCUGGCCGGAAUGUGGAACCGGCGGCGCUCCGCUGCGAAAAGCCUGCCUUGUAUAAAAACAACAAAAAAAAAAAAAAAAAAAAAAAAAAACA